AUGAAGCGUAAAGAGACAGCCCCUAGUCAACGACGUGGUCCAGGACGACCACGGAAGCAACCUACCGAGUCAGUGGAGGCUGAGCCAGUGGAGUACGAGGCGGAUUCUGUCAGGGAUCCUACCGAGGAUGAGAUUGACAGUCGUGCACAGACUCCUCGGGUUGCCCCGAGAGAUCCGGAUUUCCAGCCUCAGUUGGUUCCUCCUACACUACCACCUGUAGUCCCCAUUCCUACUGCUACUUCUUGGGCAAAAGAUAGAGCUCGGAUCCCGUUAUUGGCCCGAUCGGUGAAGGAUCGAUUCACUUUAUUCUAUGGAGUUCCCGACCCCAGUGUUGCUCGUUCUUGGUUGGGAAAUGUGGAGGACACCUUCGAGUAUUUGUCGUGUACCGAGGAGGAAAAAGCUGAACUGGCUGCGUACCACCUUCGAGACCAGGCUGUUACUUGGUGGAAGAUGCAGAGGUCACUGUUUGGGGAUCAGAGUAUUACCUGGACCUUAUUCCGAGACUCCUUCGAGAGACAGUAUUUUCCAGCCCCAUAUCGUAUGGCUCGCCGACAGGAAUUCUUAAGUUUGAAGCAGGGAGAUCGCUCGGUGAUGGAGUAUAAUGCGGAGUUUAACCGAUUAGCUGAGUACUGCCCGCAGUUUGUUGCUCAGGACAGCGAUCUGUUGGACCAGUUUACCCAGGGUCUUGCGGCGUAUAUACGUAUCAGGAUGUCUGGUUUUACCCCUAGUACUUAUCGGGAGGCCUUAGACAGAGCAUUGAUGAUUGAGAUGACACAGCAGCAAGUUUCUCAGGAGCGGGGUAAGGAUAAGCAGAAGGCCCAGGGUACGACUCCAAAUCAGAGACGACAGAAUAAGGAUCAGAAAAAGCGAAAGAAAUGGCAGGGAUCCCAGGAUACUUCGGGGGAGUCUUAUCGAUCGGCGAAGACAGGACGAUCCUCAGCUGGUUCAUCUAAAUCUUCUCAGAAGGAUUAUUCUAGUGUGCCUAAAUGUUACAGAUGUGGUACUGAGGGGCAUCUUAGACCUAAUUGUCCAUUGGGUCAAGACGUUUGCUAUUACUGUAAACUGCCGGGGCAUGUGAGUCAUGAAUGCACACUGAAGGCACAGAUGGAGGCGGCUAAGAGUACUCCACAAGGGAGUCGUACUACUCAGACUCGACAGUCGAAGGGUUGA
This is a messenger RNA of Zingiber officinale, 1170 nucleotides long. RefSeq lists its product as uncharacterized. The coding region runs from base 1 to 1170 and encodes 389 amino acids. Gene Ontology annotation, molecular function: zinc ion binding; nucleic acid binding. NCBI's taxonomy places the organism in Eukaryota, Viridiplantae, Streptophyta, Magnoliopsida, Zingiberales, Zingiberaceae. The record is from RefSeq and is a predicted model, not a curated record. The transcript has a single exon.